CCCUCUUUGAUGUUAAUAGGCAGAGGAUCCCGCAGCUGUCACCAGUCUGAGGUCCAAGCCAGUCAGACCGGAAACCUUUAACUACACCGGGAAAGGACACGGAGGGAAAGAGCCGGGCAGCAGGAUCGGGAUGACCUUUUUUUUUGUUGUUGUUGUGGCUUCCUCAGUCAAAGCCUAGUGACAAUAAAUGGUCAUUGUAAGCUGUCAAGCCACAAUCUGCACUGAUUCCCAAAGCUGAAGUUAACUACAAAGGAUCAAGAACUUCAAGGACUAUUUAGAAUAUUGUCUUAGAAUCAAGUGCCAAAGAAACAAGGAAUCUUUAUCUCUGAAAUUUCCUUUGUAACUGCUUUACACUAUAUAUAUAUAUGACAAUGCGCAGAUGACUGUAUAUUCUGAUUUCUUUUUUUUUGUUUUUUUUGAUCCAGCUGACUAGCACUGAAAUACUGAUUGUUUGAUCGUGCCAAAUACUAAUACGUGGAUUUAAACUAGUAGAAACUAGUUACAAGUACCUCUGCACUUUACACUCACGCAUUUUAUAUCUUGAGUCAUAAUUAGAUAUAAAGUGCAAAGAUAUAUUGCACCUGGACAACAUACUUCUCUUCCAAAAAGACCAACAUAAGUGCUCAAACAUGGCUACUGCCAACACUAUGGAAAUGGCAGACAUCAUCAUUGUAGCAAUCUACUUCAUCCUGGUGCUCGUGAUUGGAUUCCUUGCCAUGUGGAAAGCCAAUCGGAGCACAGUGAGCGGCUACUUCCUCGCUGGUCGCUCCAUGAAUUGGGCGGCUAUAGGAGCUUCUCUGUUCGUCAGCAACAUAGGAAGUGAGCAUUUCAUUGGACUAGCUGGAUCAGGUGCUGCUAGCGGGCUCAGCGUGGCUGCAUGGGAAUUAAAUGCUUUAUUACUGCUCCAGUUGUUAGGCUGGAUUUUUAUCCCUGUGUAUGUUCAAUCUGGCGUCUACACCAUGCCGGAGUACCUGUCCAAGCGGUACGGCGGGAAGCGACUAAAGGUGUAUUUUGCCGCUUUAUCUCUCGUCCUGUACAUCUUCACCAAGUUGUCUGUGGACCUGUAUGCUGGAGCCCUGUUCAUUCAUGAAUCUUUAGGGUGGAAUCUCUAUCUGUCAAUCAUCCUCCUCAUUGCCAUGACAGCUUUGCUGACGGUUACUGGAGGUCUGGUUGCUGUCAUCUACACAGAUACGGUCCAGGCAUUCCUCAUGAUUGCUGGAGCACUCUGCCUUACAGGCAUCAGCCUCUUCAAAGUGGGAGGACUUGAAGGUGUGAGGACCAAGUACAUGCAGGCUUCUCCAAACAUCACAACCAUCUUGCAGCUUUCACCCAAUCUGACAUAUUCUGAAACAUGUCUCCACCACCCGAAGCCAGAUGCUCUGAAGAUCCUUCGAGGUCCGAGGGAUCCAGAUCUCCCUUGGCCUGGUUUCUUACUGGGCCAGACUCCUGCCUCUAUUUGGUACUGGUGUGCAGAUCAAGUGAUUGUACAGCGGGUUCUGGCAGCAAAGAACAUUGCCCAUGCCAAAGGUUCUACUCUAAUGGCUGGCUUUCUGAAAAUCCUUCCCAUGUUCAUCAUUGUCAUUCCAGGUAUGAUUUCCAGAAUCCUAUUUGCUGAUGAGUUGGCAUGUAUCAGCCCAGAACACUGCAUGGAAGUGUGCGGUUCUGCAGCCGGCUGUAGCAACGUGGCUUACCCACGACUCGUCAUGUCAGUGAUGCCCGUUGGUCUUCGUGGUCUAAUGAUGGCUGUCAUGAUCGCAGCUCUAAUGAGUGACUUGGAUUCUAUCUUCAACUCAGCGAGCACCAUAUUUACAUUGGAUAUUUACAAGAUGCUACGAAAGCAGGUAUCAUCCAGGGAGUUGGUGAUAGUUGGCAGGUUGUUUGUGGUUUUCAUGGUGAUCAUCAGCAUUGCUUGGGUGCCCGUCAUUAUCGAAAUGCAAGGAGGUCAGAUGUUCUAUUACAUUCAAGAAGUAUCAGAUUACCUGACCCCACCGGUAGCAGCCCUCUUCUUGCUUGGAGUCCUGUGGCAUCGCUGCAAUGAGACAGGUGCCUUUUGGGGUGGCAUGGUAGGGUUUGGCCUUGGAGCAUUGCGUCUGAUUUUGGCACUUGUGUACCGCGAGCCUCACUGCAACCAGCCUGAUGAACGGCCAUCUUUCAUCAAAGAUGUUCAUUUCAUGUAUGUGGCAGCUGUCUUGUUUUGGGUGUCAGCUUUGGUGGCUGUAGUUGUGAGUCUCUGCACACCUCCACCCAGAAAAGAACAAAUCAGAACCACUACUCUGUGGGGGUUAAACAAGAGAAAGAGGCUAAAACAGCAAGAAAAAGAGAAAACUGGAAAGGACAUUAAUGUUUUGAAGCCUAUAAACCAUGCAAUCAUAACUGGAAACAGUUUGCUUGUUAAAGAAAAGUGUCAAGACCACCCAAACAACCAUGAUGACAUUGAGUCCAAUCAUGGAAAUGCUAAUCUAAGCAAUGGUCAUGCUAUCACAGCCAGUGACAUAGAUACCCACUGUCCAAUGCAGAAUGGUUGCCACUUAACAAUUUCAGACCCUAAAAUGGUAGAAGAAGGAGAAGAGAGAAGAGUGAGGGAUGGGGAGGAGGAAGAGGGAGGCUGCUUUGGAGGAGGAGUAGAGGGUGGGAGGUGUAUGAAGGCUUUAGAGUGGUUCUGUGGCUUACAGGAGAAGCCUUCCAAAUCUCAGGUCAUUACAGACAAGGAGCAGGAUAAGAUAGUGGAUGAGCUUCUUCACGAACCUCCAAGAACCAGAAUCAUCCUGAACGUAGGCCUGGUGGUGAUUAGCUGUGUCGCGAUCUUUCUCUUCAUCUAUUUUUCCUUAUAGGUUCGUUUCAUUCCAAGCAGUGGGACAUAUUUGUCUAUAACCCACAAGCAGGAAUAGAUGGUAGGUAAAAUAUUCUUCAAUCUACUUUUAACUCUUAAUUUUAAAAGAACAUGGUGUACGGGAAAACUCUUGUUUUCUCUCAUGAGAAUACUUGGUCAAAAUGCAAAUGGUCAUAUUUAAACGGCCACCUUUAUACAUAGUUAUACAUAGUGAAAGGUUUUGUUUGACUGUUUUGUCACUAACCCCCCCACAAAAUUGGAUCUAUAACCUACACUUUACAUUUAGGGGUAGAGGUGUGCUCAGGAUAAGGUUUAGGAACCAUCCUUAAUAACGAGGUUUGUUUUAGUUUUUUGUUUUUUAAGAACAAAUUAGUAUUUGUAUCUGAAAUGUUUUUUCUAUACUGUGUGGUAAUAACUGUGAAGGGGCGUUCAGUAUGCUUCGAGCAAACUAGAUGGUACAAACUGUGGUCUGAACACAUCUGAAGCAGUGUCUUUGAAUGGCCACACCUGAAGGCAGGACUAAAAGCCUGCUAUCAUAAAUAUGGGUGAGGUAUGGUGAAUGGUAUAAAUUCACAUUUGUUUAAUGGCACAUGACUGAAAAAUUUGUGCCACCAGCUGUUUAUUUUGAUACACUUAACUUACAAUAUUUGCACAACUGUAGUGAACAAGAACGUACAUUAAACUGCAUUCUCAGUUCUGUUUUCUGGAAAUUUGGUUCAAAUUUGCUCUACAUUUGAAUGGAAAUCUCGCUACUGACAAUCCGUGCAAAUCAGUUUCAAAGCUGCACGAACUGAGCCAUCCUGUUUCAGACACUGGAAAAUUGUGGGUUUGUGGGUAUUGUUUGAUCAUUCAACAAGUAACCUAACCCCUUUAAGAAACAUUAAUUGUGAAAAUAAUCUUACUACUAUUGUAGAUAGUCUUGAUUAUUUUCAUUGUAUCAGAAAUCAAUUCAUUAAUUACAGUAAGAGAUAAAGUAUGUUCGGAACCCUUUCAAGAAUUUGCAGACCCCUGUGGUUUGGGACCAAAAACUGUCCAAAGACUAUCAGCAGGAUAGUUCUCCCUUGCAAACCGGGUCCUGCUCAAGGUUUCUUCCUGUUAAAAGGGAGUUUUUCCUUGCCACUGUCUGCUUGCUCGGGGGUUCAGACUCUGGGUCUCUGGAAAACAUCUAGAGACAAUUUUAAUUGUAAAGGGUGCUAUUUAAAUAAAUUUAAUUUAAAUUGUAUUGAAUAGUAAUUCAUCACCCUCACCCACAAACUGGAACAACACCCAGAAAUGCAUGAGCACUCCACCAUCCACCAUCUGUUAUGGUUAAACGUGCACUGUUGAUAUGAAUAAUCACAUCAUCAUUUCAAUCAUUUCUUGACUUUAAUUAGAAAAUCCACUUGUCUGAAUUGCAGCUCAAAUACAAGUUACCCACAGGGUUUUGCUAUUCAUCCAGUAUUUUGCAUAUUGACAGCAGGCAACAUGCGAUGAUUUAUGCCAUCUCCAGAAAACUUGUUCAUGCUAUUUAGGAUUUCCAUUCCUCCUUUUUUACAUUUUUUGAAUUUUAUUUUAUUUCCUUGACAACUGCACUAUUGUAAUUUUUAACACUGCAAUUAAACCGAAUGAAGUUUUAAACUCUUUCUGUGCAAGAGAAACUGAUUAAGCCAGGCCAUAUAACUUGAAUGUUAUUUCUCUGUGUUAUUGUGAGGAUUCUCUCAGGAAAGCAGAGGGAUUGGUUCUAAGUUGUCUCUCACAUCUGACCAUUGUUUUAUGCAAUAAAUAUAAGGAUGGAACUACUAAGA
Scatophagus argus is the source of this 4614-nucleotide messenger RNA. Its product is annotated as sodium/myo-inositol cotransporter-like. Bases 630 to 2831 code for a protein of 733 amino acids. The record is from RefSeq and is a predicted model, not a curated record. The transcript is spliced from 5 exons. Gene Ontology annotation, molecular function: D-glucose:sodium symporter activity. Gene Ontology annotation, biological process: myo-inositol transport; transmembrane transport; inositol metabolic process. NCBI's taxonomy places the organism in Eukaryota, Metazoa, Chordata, Actinopteri, Scatophagidae. Gene Ontology annotation, cellular component: plasma membrane.